Trichoderma citrinoviride is the source of this 776-nucleotide messenger RNA. RefSeq lists its product as hypothetical. The coding region runs from base 18 to 776 and encodes 252 amino acids. The transcript has a single exon. Lineage: Eukaryota; Fungi; Ascomycota; Sordariomycetes; Hypocreales; Hypocreaceae. The record is from RefSeq and is a predicted model, not a curated record.
GGUCCUUUUGACGAGCAAUGCAUUGGCUGGAAAUGAAGUCUGAACUACAACCGUAUUACCCUUUCAGUAGAUGCCCCCGGAUCCAGGAGGAGUUCAGGCAGUAUCUUGAAUCCACCCCGAACAAGAAGCACAUCUCGAAGGAGGAGAAGCUUAAGCUGGUGGCAUGGCUCGUUGACCCAAACGCCAAGCCUACGUGCCAGAAGGACUACAGCCGCCGCAACUACGCCCAGAAGACGUACAGAUGGGACGAGAGCCGCCAGGAGCUCUGGGCCAUGGCGAAGAAGGACAAGGGCGGGGAUCGCAUAGUCAUCACGGUGGAUGAAAUCCUAGAUGUAGUGGAGCGCGUACACACGGCCAACCACGGAGGGUGGGAUGCAACUUGGGACCGCGUCAGCCGCAAGUACUGCGGCAUUGUUCGAUCCGACAUCAUCUUCCUCGUCAAACGGUGCGGCCUGUGCCAGUCGGAUCCGCGAAAGAGGGCAAAAGGAGGCCAGGCUCAGUCCCCUGCUUCUACCACUGCCUAUGCUUCGACUCCGUCGCCUCCAAUGACACCCCCUGAGCCUCAGAUCGAGUACGACGAGAGCUCGUACGACGAUAACGAGGACGGCGAGAACGAGGGCAACGACGUGAUCCAAUACUGGCAGGAGCAAGUGUGGCAUCAAGAAUGGAUGGACAUGCAAAUCGACCCAUCCCUGCUCCCCUAUUACGACUAUUCCGUGGGCGAGUCCUCGAGCAGCGGCAGCAGCAACACUUAUACCUACGAUUUCGGACAAUAA